Messenger RNA from Stomoxys calcitrans (stable fly), 1197 nucleotides. RefSeq names its product odorant receptor 94b (gene Or94a). Gene Ontology annotation, biological process: sensory perception of smell; detection of chemical stimulus involved in sensory perception of smell. The coding region runs from base 1 to 1197 and encodes 398 amino acids. The transcript has 4 exons. The record is from RefSeq and is a predicted model, not a curated record. Gene Ontology annotation, molecular function: olfactory receptor activity; odorant binding. Gene Ontology annotation, cellular component: plasma membrane. NCBI's taxonomy places the organism in Eukaryota, Metazoa, Arthropoda, Insecta, Diptera, Muscidae.
AUGAGUCGCAUACCCAUCGAAAAGUUUCGAAUUCAACAAUACAAAAAAAUCGAUAGAGUAUCAAGUGGCCGUCUUUUGAUACUCAUACUAAAGGUGCUCGGCCUAUGGCAUUGGCAAGAGGAAGAAGAUCAAAGUGUCCUUAGCAUAAUAUUGCAUCACCUGCAUGCCUGGCUCUUACAUGUGCCCAUGUCUUUUGCUUUUUGUGCCCUGAUGUGGAUUGAAGUGUUUCGUGCCCCUGAUUUUGUGGAAGCUGGCAAAGUUUUGUACAUGUCCUUGACUCUGAGUGUGGUUAUUCCCAAAACUUUGAGUUUUUGGUUACUCUCAACCAGAAUAUGUCGCUUCAUCAAGGAUUUGCAAGUAAAUCCCAUGUAUGAAUUUCAAUCCCAGGAAGAGAUUCUCAUGUGGCACAGUCAACACAAACUCUUUAAAAACGUGGUGAGACUUUAUUUGGGUGGCAGUGUGUUGGCAGCUUUAGGAGCAUUUAUUGGAGUGCUCUUUGAGGAGGACUAUCAGUUGGGAUUUCCCUAUUGGGUACCUUUUGAAUGGCACAACCCUAGGGGCUAUUGGCUAGCCUAUCUGUAUAAUGUGGUGGCCAUGUCUGUGGCCUGUUUCUCAAAUGUCUCCUUUGAUAUGUUCGGCUGUUAUAUGAUAUUUCACAUUGGACUGCUGUACAAAUUGCUGAGCUUGAGAUUCCAUCAAUUGCAGCAUGUCGAUGAAGUAAAGGCCAAGGAUAAGUUGAUGGCAUUUGUUCUUAUGCACAUGAAAAUUAAAAGGGCCACCAAAGAAUGCGAACAUCUGGUAUCCCAUUAUGUCCUGAAUCAAAUAAUUUUUAGCGCUCUCAUCAUAUGCUUCAGUGGUUAUCGUUUGCAAAAGAUGAACAUCAUGGAUAAUGUGGGUCAAUUCUUUUCCAUGCUACAAUUUUUGUCAAUCAUGAUUUUGGAAAUAUUCCUACCCUGUUACUUUGCCAAUGAAAUAACCGUUAAUUCAUCCCUUUUGCUAUUCGAUAUCUACAAAUCGAAUUGGUUGAACUAUUCACCAUCUACCAGAAAAUUUAUAAUUUUAUUUAUGGAAUUUUUAAAGCAACCUGUAAUCAUCAAGGCAGGUGGAUAUUUUGAAAUCGGCCUACCCAUAUUUACUAAGGUUAUGAAUAAUGCCUAUACAUUUUUUGCCUUGCUGCUUAACGUUGAUGAAAAGUGA